Molecule: messenger RNA, 504 nt
Organism: Acanthamoeba castellanii str. Neff
Lineage: Eukaryota; Discosea; Longamoebia; Acanthamoebidae
Exons: 2
Coding region: 1-504 (167 amino acids)
Source: RefSeq, a predicted model, not a curated record
AUGAAGAUGAAGAUGAGCACGCUUGCGUGGGCGACGCUGUUCUUCUGCCAGGACAGCCAGUGGGACCCGGCCCAGCCGGCCUUCGGCAGCCGGGCGAGCUUCGACCAGGAGCGCGCCCAGUUCAAGGAGCUGCGGGACUUCUUCUACAACAUCACCCGCGACGUAGACCUGGGCGACACCGCGGUCGAGCAGGGCGUCAUCGACCAGCUGCUGGCCAAGCUCGACGCCAAGGGCUACCCUCGGGCGACCAACAGCUUCACCAUCACCCGCUCCAACGGCGACAUCACGAUGGACACCGGCCUGGGGGUCAACCCGGUCAUCGAUAACCACGGCGGCCGCUACUCGCUGGGCAAGCCCAUGCUCUGCCGCGACUUCACGCCGGUCGUGUUCGACUACACCUACGUCACCCGCGUGGCCAAGCAGGUCAAGUUCUGGUCGCAGGCCGUGCAGACCUCGGUGCAGAAGCAGUGGUUCGCCUUCCGCUGGAACAUCACCUUUGAGUAA